Molecule: messenger RNA, 1380 nt
Organism: Eruca vesicaria subsp. sativa (arugula)
Lineage: Eukaryota; Viridiplantae; Streptophyta; Magnoliopsida; Brassicales; Brassicaceae
Source: the annotation of a GenBank genome assembly
AUGACCGGAGAAAUGCCGCCACCGGAAACAGAAGGCAACGGUUCAAAACAGCACAUAAUGGUGUUUCCAUAUCCAGCACAAGGCCACUUGCUUCCUCUUCUUGACUUAACCCAUCAACUCUGUCUUCGUGCAGACAUCACUGUGUCAAUCAUAGUUACUCCUAAAAACCUUCCUUACAUCUCCCCUCUUCUCACCGCUCAUCCAUCCUCCAUCUCCGCCGUCACUUUUCCUUUCCCUCAGAGUCCUUCACUCCCUCCUGGCGUUGAAAACGUCAAAGACAUCGGUCCUUCGGGAAACCCUCUCAUUAUGGCUUCUAUUCGUCAGCUUCGUGAGCCUAUCAUCAACUGGUUAAGUUCUCAUCCAAAUCCUCCGGUGGCUAUCAUCUCUGACUUCUUUCUUGGAUGGACCAACGAUCUUGGUAUCCCUCGCUUUGCUUUCUUUAGCUCCGGAGCUUUCUUAGCUUCGAUUCUCCAUUUUUUCUCCGACAAGCUUCAUCUCUAUGAGUCAACUGAGCCGGUCUGUUUCUCGGAUCUUCCUCGUUCUCCUGUUUUCAAGAUAGAACAUAUCCCGUCUUUAAUCCCGGAAUCUCCCUCAUUGCAAGAUCUCGAAAGUCAGAGAGACACCAUGAUGAAUUUCUCGAGCUAUGGUUGUGUUUUCAAUUCUUGUGAAGUUCUGGAAGAGGAGUACAUGGAGUACGUGAAGCUGAAAACGGGUCAUAAUCGGGUUUAUGGUGUUGGUCCGCUUUCUUCAAUCGGGUUAGGUAAGGGAAAUUCUGAUUCCAGUGUCGACGUGGAGGCUUUAAUGAGCUGGCUCGAUGGAUGUUUACACGGAUCAGUGCUUUACAUCUGCUUCGGAAGUCAAAAAGUGUUGAAUAAAGACCAGUGUGAUGCGCUGGCUCUUGGUCUUGAGAAGAGCAUGACCAGGUUUAUUUGGGUGGCUAAGACAGACCCGAUACCAGAUGGGUUUGAGGAUCGGGUCGCGGGUCGAGGAAUAGUUGUUAGAGGCUGGGCUCCUCAGGUGGCUGUGUUGAGUCAUGUGGCGGUUGGUGGGUUUUUGAGCCAUUGUGGAUGGAACUCGGUGAUGGAAGCAGUGGCAAGCGGAACCAUGAUCUUAGCUUGGCCUAUGGGGGCAGAUCAAUAUGUGGAUGCAAGGUUGCUGGUGGAGCAUAAGGGUGUGGCUGUUAUGGUUUGUGAAGGAGGGGACACUGUGCCAAACCCGUAUGAGUUAGGUAGGGCUCUAGCUGAAACAAUGGGUGAAUGCGGACGCAGUGUGCGUGAUCGGGCUAACAAGAUGGGACACAGGGCACUAGCUGCGACCGAACCAGGAGGAAGCUCUGAUGCAGAUCUUGAAAGACUUGUAAUAGAAUUAAGCUGUCUUUAA